This is a messenger RNA of Penicillium cinerascens, 1554 nucleotides long. Its product is annotated as bifunctional hydroxyethylthiazole kinase/thiamine-phosphate diphosphorylase. Lineage: Eukaryota; Fungi; Ascomycota; Eurotiomycetes; Eurotiales; Aspergillaceae. Bases 1 to 1554 code for a protein of 517 amino acids. Gene Ontology annotation, molecular function: hydroxyethylthiazole kinase activity; thiamine-phosphate diphosphorylase activity; magnesium ion binding. The record is from RefSeq and is a predicted model, not a curated record. Gene Ontology annotation, biological process: thiamine biosynthetic process. The transcript has 7 exons. Gene Ontology annotation, cellular component: cytoplasm.
AUGGUGGACCUUUCCCUUUAUCUGGUCACGGACUCGACCCCCGCCAUUCUUAAGGGUCGAGACCUGUGCACGGUUGUAGAGGAGGCUCUCAAAGGAGGUGUCACGGUCGUGCAAUACCGGGACAAAACCAGCGAUACCGGGGUCUUGGUCGAGACGGCCAGGAAGUUGCAUAAACUUUGCCAGGCCUACGGAGUUCCCCUGUUGAUCAACGACCGAGUGGAUGUCGCCGUUGCCGUUGGCGUUGAGGGCGUUCACCUGGGUCAAGAUGAUAUGAAAUUCGAGGAAGCUAAGAGGCUUUUACCCAAGAAUGCCAUUAUCGGCAUUAGCGCGUCCUCCAUCGAGCAGGCCCAGAAGGCCAUUGCCGACGGGGCCGACUACCUUGGGAUUGGGGCGAUGUUUGCCACUCCGACAAAGACCAACACCAAGUCCAUUAUCGGGACGGUAGGAACCCAGGCGAUCUUGAAUGCCAUCAGCGAUGCUACCAACGUGGGCACCGUCUCCAUUGGCGGUAUCAACCACUCCAACGUGCAGCGAGUCAUGUAUCAGUCCCAGUCCCCGAAGAAGAAACUGGACGGGGUAGCCAUUAUCAGCGCUAUCAUGGCAGCAGACGACCCUAAGGCAUCCACCGAGGAAUUGGCCAGACUGAUCAAGUCUCUUCCCUCAUUUGCGCUGACGCCGAGACCUCCGCGGGCCAACGAGGCCGAGGCAUUGAUCCAAGAGGUACCUCAGAUUGUUCGCAAGAUGGUCGAGGUGCGCCCGUUGGUCCACAACAUGAUUAAUUUUGUGGUAGUCAACUUUGUCGCGAAUGUGGCUCUCUCGAUCGGCGCAUCACCUAUCAUGGCUCCCCACGGCGACGAGGCUACAGACCUGGCCAAGUUGGAUGGAUCUCUUCUCAUCAACAUGGGCACUUUGAACGGCGAGAGUGUAUCCAACUACCUGAAAGCCCUCAAGGCUUAUAACCAGCGUGGUGCACCGGUUGUCUACGACCCAGUCGGCGCAGCUGCAACUGAGAUCCGCCGUAACGCGGUCUCCACCCUUAUGGCUGGAGGCUACUUCGAUCUUGUUAAGGGUAACGAGGGUGAGAUUCGGCAGGUCUGGGGUAGCAGCGCCGUGCAACAGCGCGGUGUCGAUAGCGGGCCGAGUACGCUCGAUGGCCCACAAAAGGCUCGUCUGGCUCGCGAUCUGGCGCGGAGAGAGCGCAAUGUUGUGCUGAUGACCGGCGCUGUUGACUAUCUCAGCGACGGCGAGCGCGUAAUUGCCGUCGAGAACGGGCACCACUAUCUGGGACAAGUGACGGGAACCGGCUGCGCCAUCGGUACCAUUUCAGGCUGUUUCCUAUCUGCUCACCGUUCCGACAAGCUGCUUGCCGUUCUGUCGGGCCUUCUGAUGUACGAGAUCGCGGCCGAGAAUGCUGCAUCUAAGGAGUACGUCCGCGGGCCCGGCAGUUUCGUUCCCGCCUUCCUCGACGAACUAUACGCCAUCCGGACAGCCGCGGCUAAAGGCGAUGACAGCUGGUUUGUUGGUCGGGCAAAGGUGCAUGAAGUCAAACUUUAG